CUUAUCACCACUCAAUGACAUGUCGAGAACAGGUGCUUGUGUGUUUGUAAGAGAAUAUGUAAAUAAUGCAACCCGGAUUUAUAAUUGUAUUUGGUUUCUAUUUCUCUUUGAAAUACUCAUUUAAUGAUGCUCAAGUUACACAAACAAAUCCAAUACAGGCAUCGGACAAUCAUCUAAAGCCAACUGUUUCCAUACCGGAUGUUCUUUUACUGAAAUCUGGAGAUGACGUCAGUAUUCCUUGUAACACAACCAGUACAGAUCAGAUUACUAUAACCUGGAACUACGAAGCCGGAUCAUUUCCUAGCAAUGUACAGCAGGUUGGCACAAACCUUGUGAUUACAAGAGCGGAUUUAUCAGAUUCUGGAAUAUAUCUAUGUCAUGUGAAUACAAGUCGUCAUGUCUCCUACAAACUGUUACUGAUUACUGUUGAUGGGCCGAAUAUUUCUACCAACACUCAUUUUAUUCCACCACAAGCCUCCAUUUUGGAUCACAGUACAGUGAUAUUUGGAAACAACGUCACAAUUGAUUGUCACGUGACUGGAAUUCCUCCUCCUGACAUCAUAUGGCUUCUUAAUGACAGGCUGAUACAAAAUAACAAUAUUGUUCAAAAAGGAAAUCGGUUGCAUUUAUAUGAAACAUCUUUAAAAGAAGAAGGUGUGUUCACAUGUAUAGCAAAAAAUAGGGCGGGAGAAGACAGUGCCCACACAAAUGUGUAUGUUGUAGGGGUGAUGCCCGUUAUCGACUUCCUGUCGGACUCCGUCUAUGCAUUAACGGGCUCCUCAGUCAGUUUUCGCUGCCAUGCUUCCGGAAUCCCUGAACCAAACAUAUUUUGGUAUUUCGUAUCGGUGAGUGGUGAGGUAGGUUUUCCUGAAUCUAACUACCACAUCAGUCCUGACCACACCCUGCUGACUAUACACAGCGCCCGCCAGUCAGGAACAGUGUGGUGUAUCGCCAGGAACAGCUAUGGGGUGACCAAUGCCAAAGUCUACCUCUGGAUCCGCCUACCUGAUUUGAUUGGAUGAAGGAAAAAGAUUAUGGUCGCAUGCAAUUAAUAAAAUUAAUAUGAUUUA
Magallana angulata is the source of this 1070-nucleotide messenger RNA. Its product is annotated as hemicentin-1-like. The transcript has 9 exons. Bases 66 to 1022 code for a protein of 318 amino acids. NCBI's taxonomy places the organism in Eukaryota, Metazoa, Mollusca, Bivalvia, Ostreida, Ostreidae. The record is from RefSeq and is a predicted model, not a curated record.